GGAAGCAAAAGAGAGAGUAAAGUGAGCAAUUGCUAGCAUUUUCCUCGGAUCCCCUUUCGCCGAACGAUCGACUCGCAGCGAGAUCGUGUCAUAACGGUUUCGCCCUGUUUUAUUGUUAACUCGGUCUCAUCCUUAUUCAGAUAUGAUGCCUCCCUUGGAGGCUGAGUGAAGACCUUGGUGUACCAUUCAAGUUUCUCAUUCAAAUUAUACUUGUUGGAUUGGUUGGCUAUCCAUAGAAACAUUAGAGUUGCUACUUUGAUCAAGAAAGCCAUGCUACGGAACAGUCUCAAGGAAGCAGAAAGUCAUGAUAACAACAACCAGAAGGUUUAUCCACAACCAGUGGAGGAGACUUCAAACCAAAACAAUGAAUCUAUGGAUGCACUAAUAUCAAAGAUCUUCAACAACAUUUCCUCUUUGAAAGCAGCAUACAUCCAACUCCAGGAUGCUCAUACUCCUUAUGAUCCAGACAAGAUCCAGGUUGCUGAUAAACUAGUUAUUGAGGAACUGAUGAAGCUAUCAGAACUCAAACAUUCAUAUAGGGAGAAAAACCCUAAGCUCAUGUCAGCAACACCCAAAGAUUCAUCUCUUCUUGCAGAAAUCCAAGAACAGCAAGGGCUGCUAAAAACCUAUGAAAUCAUGGUGAAGAAAUUUGAGUCCAAGAUUCAAGCAAGAGACUCUGAGAUUGUCCAAAUACAACAAGAAAUCCAAGAGUCAAACCAGAGGAAGUUGAAACUAGAGAAGAAACUUAAGAAGAGAGGUUUACUUUCCAAGGAAUCAGAGAGCUUUAUGGAGAAGAAUAAUUUCUUUUCCAUUGAGUUGACUACUAGUCUUUUCUCGUCUUCUGUGGAUGCUGCUUAUAAAUCAAUCCAUGAUUUCUCAAAACCACUUAUUAAUAUGAUGAAAGCCGCAGGGUGGGAUCUUGAUGCUGCAGCUAAUGCAAUCGAACCUGGACUGGUAUAUUCGAAAAGGGCUCAUAAGAAGUUUGCAUUUGAAUCUCACAUUUGUCAGAAAAUGUUCUGUGGGUUCCAGGAAGAGAACUUCUCCAUGGAACUAUCUGAUACUACAGUUUCUCCUGAAGGAUUUUUCCACCAGUUUCUCGCGGUGCGAGCGAUGGAUCCUCUGGAUAUACUCAGCCAAAGCCCAGAUUCAGUUUUUGGCAAAUUUUCACGGGAAAAGUACCUCCUGCUUGUGCACCCAAAGAUGGAAGCUUCUUUUUUUGGUAACCUGGACCAGAGGAAUCAUGUACUGAAUGGUGGGCACCCUAGGACACCUUUCUACCAGGCUUUUCUUAAGUUGGCCAAGGCAAUAUGGCUACUGCACAGGUUAGCUCAUUCAUUUGAUCCCAAAGUCAAGGUUUUCCAGGUGAACAAAGGCGCCGAGUUUUCAGAAGUCUACAUGGAAAGUGUGGUGAAGAACAUAGUUGUAUCCGAGGGGGGACCGAAGCCUCAAGUUGGGCUUAUGGUCAUGCCAGGUUUUAUGAUUGGUGGUAGUGUCAUACAAUCUCUUGUGUACCUUACUGGUGUGCAGUGUGCUGAAUGAAAAUCGAGCUUUGCACAUUGCUUGUUUUAAAGACGAUGAUCGUUCCCAACUCACUGUUUGGGGAAGCUUCAAUUGCUUGUAGUAAACUAGCUAAAGACAUCAUGUUGGCGAAUACUCCAGAAUUAGGUAAUCUUGUUCCUCUUUUGUGAUGGAUAUCUGAUCUUAGCUUGUCCGACACUCUCGUCAGUGUAGCUUAUCUGUGAUUGCACAUAUCAAUCAUUCAAAUCAAUAUAAUGUGUGCCUUUGUUCUGUUU
Zingiber officinale is the source of this 1793-nucleotide messenger RNA. RefSeq names its product protein GRAVITROPIC IN THE LIGHT 1-like. NCBI's taxonomy places the organism in Eukaryota, Viridiplantae, Streptophyta, Magnoliopsida, Zingiberales, Zingiberaceae. The coding region runs from base 271 to 1539 and encodes 422 amino acids. Gene Ontology annotation, biological process: negative gravitropism; response to red or far red light. The transcript is spliced from 3 exons. The record is from RefSeq and is a predicted model, not a curated record.